Phyllopteryx taeniolatus (common seadragon) is the source of this 3224-nucleotide messenger RNA. It is a transcript of the gene man2b1, whose product is annotated as mannosidase, alpha, class 2B, member 1. The coding region runs from base 9 to 2972 and encodes 987 amino acids. Gene Ontology annotation, molecular function: carbohydrate binding; alpha-mannosidase activity. Gene Ontology annotation, biological process: mannose metabolic process. Lineage: Eukaryota; Metazoa; Chordata; Actinopteri; Syngnathiformes; Syngnathidae. The transcript has 22 exons. Gene Ontology annotation, cellular component: lysosome. The record is from RefSeq and is a predicted model, not a curated record.
UUCCCAACAUGGCGACAAGCUGCUGGCGGCUUUCACUCGUUUUCCUCCUAAUUGAAACUUUAUUAGGUUUGCCAGUCGAUCGCCACGAAAAACAAGAAGAAAAGUGCGGCUAUCAGUCAUGUCACGCUACCAAGGCCGCCAUGCUGAACGUCCACCUGGUCCCACACACGCACGACGAUGUGGGCUGGCUCAAGACCGUGGACCAGUACUUCUACGGAGACCGUAACGACAUCCAGCACGCCGGCGUGCAGUACAUCCUGGACUCUGUGGUGGACCAGCUCCUGAAGAACCCAGAGCGCAGGUUCAUCUAUGUAGAGACAGCCUUCUUUUACCGAUGGUGGAGCCGCCAGAGCGCCGACACGCAGCGGACGGUCAAGCAGCUGGUCAACCAAGGUCGGCUAGAGUUCGUCAACGGCGGUUGGUGCAUGAGCGAUGAGGCCACCACCCACUACAGCGCCGUUAUAGAUCAAAUGACCCUGGGCCUCAGGUUCCUCAACCAGACCUUCGGGUCUUGCGGUCGGCCCCGUGUGGCCUGGCACAUUGACCCGUUUGGACACGCCCGCGAACACGCUUCUAUGUUUGCGCAGAUGGGAUACGACGGCUUUUUCUUCGGGCGAGUGGACUACCAGGACCGGUACCGGCGGAUGUUGGCCAAGGAGCAGGAGCUGCUAUGGAGGGCGUCUGACAGCCUCAGCCCCCCGAUGGCCGACCUUUUCACUGGGAUCCUUCCCAAUGGGUACAACCCCCCCGAGGGCUUCUGCUGGGACCAGUCCUGUGAUGACCCACCCAUCAAGGACGAUCCCGACCUGGAGGACUACAAUGUGGAUGACGUAGUGGAACGAUUCCUCAACAUCACAAAUAGUCAGUCUCUAGUGUACAAGUCCAAUCACAUCAUCAUGACCAUGGGAUCAGACUUCCAGUACGAGAAUGCCAACCUGUGGUACAAGAACCUGGACAAGCUGAUCCAUUACGUCAACGCUCGGCAGUCCAAUGGAAGCAGAGUCAAUGUCCUCUACUCCACGCCCUCUUGUUACCUCCAAGAACUGCACCGGGCCAACCUCUCCUGGGUACUGAAGACUGAUGACUUCUUCCCAUAUGCGGACGACGCCCACGACUUCUGGACGGGCUACUUCAGCAGCAGACCGGCGCUAAAACGUUACGAAAGGCUCAGCAACAGCAACCUGCAGACGUGUAAGCAGCUGGAGGUUCUCGGCGGCCGGACUUCUACGAGGGGACUCUUCGGCGAGGGCAACAGUCUCACCUUGAAGAGAGCAAUGGCGGUAGCUCAGCACCACGAUGCCGUGUCAGGCACCGAGAAGCAGCAUGUCGCCAACGACUACGCCAGGAGACUUGCCAAAGGCUGGCAACAUUGCCAGGUUGUGGUUAGCAACAGUCUUGCGGCUCUGAGCGGCUCAACUGCCAAGCGAGUGUACUGCGACAGCCUCAAUGUCAGCGUGUGUCCUGUAACCGAGUCCAACAAGUUCUCCGUCAACAUCUUCAACCCCCUCGCUCGGCCCGUCUCAUGGCCCAUCAGGCUUCCGGUCAACGGUACAGCGUAUACAGUGUCUGACGCUGAGGGCAAGUCUGUGGACUGCGAGGUGGUUCCAGUUUCCCAGACCACACGUGACAUGAGGAGGAACCGUGGCUUCGCUGUCAACGAGCUCCUCUUCCAGGCCUGGGCCCCGCCACUGGGCUUCAGGACCUACUCAGUGUCCCUGCUCCAGGACGGGCCUCCACCGGCCUUCACACACUACCGCACUCCCAAAUCCAUCUGGAACAAGUACCUACGAGUGACCUUUGACCCAGAGACGGGGCUUCUGAGCAGCCUGGAAAACAUGGAGACCAAGCAGAGCAUCAGCCUGACACAGAACUUCUACUGGUACAACGCUAGCGAUGGCAACAACUCAAAGAGCAACCAGCCCUCAGGGGCGUACAUUUUCAGACCUAACUCCUCCACGCCAUUUGUCAUCAGCAACACGGCCAAGACGGAGAGUAUACGAACGUCGGUGAUGCAGGAGGUGAGGCAGUGGUUCGCACCAUGGGCGUCUCAGGUGGUUCGUCUCCACGCCGACAGUCGGGUUCUGGAGCUGGAGUGGACCGUGGGCCCGAUUCCCAUCGACGACGACCUAGGCAAAGAGGUGAUCACUCGAUUGGACACGGACAUCAAGUCCUCAGGAAUAUUCUACACCGACUCCAAUGGGAGAGAAGUUCUACAGAGGAAGAAAGACUUCCGACCCACUUGGCACCUGAAGCAGUCAGAGCCCAUUGCUGGGAACUACUACCCCAUCAACUCUCGAGCCUUCAUCAAGGAUGACGAAGACCAACUCACGGUGGUGACAGAUCGCUCUCAGGGCGGAGGCAGCAUCCAUAAUGGCUCUCUGGAGAUUAUGCUCCAUCGCCGGCUGCUGUACGACGACGUCCGCGGUGUGGCCGAGCCCCUCAACGAGACCUCCGACGUCUUCCCGGAUGGUCUGGUGGUCCGCGGCCGGCUGCUUCUGUCCCUGGACCGCCCAGCCAGUGCCGCCGACGCGCACCGUCCCCUGGCAGAGGAGAUGGUUCUGCAGCCCCUGCUGACCUUCACCGAGGGUGACCUGCACCCCAAUACUAGACUGGAGUUCUCAGGACUACAGACUGCGCUGCCCCCUGCUGUCCACCUCCUGACACUGAGCCAGUGGCACGACGAGGUGGUCCUGCUCAGGCUAGAGCAUCAGUUCCAGAGCUCGGAGAGCAAAACCAACUCUGAGCCGGUCACAAUCAACCUGCAGAAGCUGUUUUCCACCCUGGAGGUUGUGGGCGUGUCCGAACUCAACCUGUCAGCCAAUCAGUGGAAAGAAGAGAUGGAGCGUUUCCAUUGGACACCGCAGACUGGCGAAAAGCCACCAAAGAAAACAUUUAAAGACCCCUCCACAUGGGAGGUCACCUUGCGGCCGAUGGAAAUCCGAACGUUCCUGCUCAGAACAAACCUCAGAUAGCCAAUCGCACGCUCCGGAAAAGUCGCCUCCAUUUUGCCUUUGAUCAAUGUUGAAGAUGAAGAGGUGGCAGCCAUUUUCUAGCGACUCCUGAGCCUUGAAACUGGGAAAAACUCCACCACCACAAAACCUCCUGAGACAUUGGAAGAAAAGUGGGAUGAGCUACCUUUUUUUAAUCUGAUGUGAUAAUUUUUUUUUAUAUUGAUUUUAUAGUGAUAAAAAAAUGCAGUGGAGAAUAAAAGUCAAUCAUUCUUA